CAAUGGGUGCGCUAUGUGACUACCUCUUAGUGGGCAGAGCAGUCAUGGCAUCAUUCACAGAAUUCAAUUAAAGCAAUGUGGUCGAUUCCCAACGGAGAAAAAUUUAACGUAAAAAUCAAAACAACUAACGAGUGAAAACAUUGUGAUAAUCUGUUUCGUGUGUUGUUUCUGAAUAUUUGGGGGUUUAAACAAGUGGACUUCAAAAAAACAGAUCAUAUCGCUUAUGCAAUUGUAUUUCGUUGCUAUUUAAAAAUGCAUAUUCAUCCAAGUUCACCUGAAUCAGAUUUUGGCCAGACAGUUCAGAGGGAAGAAAACGCAGCAAUCAAAAUACAAGCAGGAUUUCGUGGUUAUCGCGUAAGGAAGCAGAUGCAAAAUCAACCACAAAUCAAUGCACCGAAUUACUACAUACAGCAAAGGCAGCAGCAAAUUUCGGAUCCAUUGCAUAUAAAUAUAGAAAAUAGUACAACACUACAAAAUAUUAACCCAAUCACAAAUAAAAAUAGUUCUAAGUUUGAAGUAGAAAGUUCUACAAAGGAAGAUCAAUGCGCUACCAAAAUACAAGCAAGUGUACGGGGUUUUUUGGUGCGAAAGAAACAGAAAAUUGCUACGGAUGCGGCAACAAAAAUACAAGCGAGCUUCCGAGGUUUCAAAGCGCGGAAAGAGGCACAAAACUUGAAACUGAAAUAAAAUAAACAAAGUGUUAUAAUAUAAUAUAAUGAGUGCUAACUAGUUACCCCAUUAUAUUGUUCUUACAUUUUCUUCAAGGCUAUUUUAUUAUUUUUAAUCUAAGAAUUAAACACAAUUUUUCUGAACAUAAAAUAUUCAGUGACUUCUAGGCUGAUAGUAAUUAGUUUGACGUCAUUUAAAAUUACAUUCACAUACAUGAGUGCUCUCUUUGUUACUAAAAAGUUAUUAUUACGUUAUUUCAAUUGUAAGCAUAAAGGAACCUGUACAUGUACAAGUAUAAGAAAAAACAUUCAUUUGUGAAUUUACAUACAUAUGUUACAUGUUAUGUACAUUAAAAAAAGUGUGGAAAUUAUUUGAUUAUGCGCUCUUGGUAAAUUAUAAAUAAUUUACACAAAUUUUAACGCUUAGAAUUAAUUUUCCGCUUUUCAUCAUUCAUUUAAAUUAACAUAAUACGGAUAUUUUUUGUGAAAUUUUAAGAAUAUCUUAAAAAAUUAUGAAUACUUAUAAGUAUGAAUAGUUGUUAAGUUUGGCCGCAUUGUAAUAGUAUUGCAUUUAUGUACAUGUAAACUUAAUUCUAUAUAUGUACAUAUGUACGAGUGUAUGGGAUAAUAAUAAAUUAUGAUGGUAUAUA
This is a messenger RNA of Bactrocera oleae (olive fruit fly), 1318 nucleotides long. RefSeq names its product abnormal spindle-like microcephaly-associated protein homolog. Lineage: Eukaryota; Metazoa; Arthropoda; Insecta; Diptera; Tephritidae. Gene Ontology annotation, cellular component: spindle pole. Gene Ontology annotation, biological process: mitotic cell cycle; establishment of meiotic spindle localization; spindle organization. Gene Ontology annotation, molecular function: calmodulin binding. The record is from RefSeq and is a predicted model, not a curated record.